Tricharina praecox is the source of this 1433-nucleotide messenger RNA. RefSeq lists its product as uncharacterized. The record is from RefSeq and is a predicted model, not a curated record. Lineage: Eukaryota; Fungi; Ascomycota; Pezizomycetes; Pezizales; Pyronemataceae. Bases 101 to 1234 code for a protein of 377 amino acids. The transcript has 2 exons. Gene Ontology annotation, cellular component: Prp19 complex; U2-type catalytic step 2 spliceosome; U2-type catalytic step 1 spliceosome. Gene Ontology annotation, molecular function: U6 snRNA binding; pre-mRNA binding.
CUGCCAAUGCCACCCAACCGAUCUUCAGUACGGAGGAAAGUCAACCAGACACAACACACAUACACGAACCCUACACACCGAAACGACUACAACCCCAGCUAUGCCUCCAAAAGCAGAUGUCAACCGCUCCGGUCGCGAAACCGCCGACUUUCCGUCGGUCUGCGAAAACUGUCUCGGCACGAACCCUUACAUCCAGAUGAUCAAAGAAGAGUCGGGGAUGGAAUGCAAGAUCUGCACGCGUCCCUUCACCGUUUUCCGCUGGAGCGUCGACCGAACUGUCCGUAACAAGAAAACCAACAUCUGUCUUACGUGUGCGCGAUUGAAGAACUGCUGCCAGUGCUGCAUGCUGGAUCUGUCGUUCGGACUGCCGAUCGCGAUUCGAGACGCCGCGUUGAAGCUUGUCGCCCAGGGCCCCCAGAGCGAUAUCAACAAACAGUACUAUGCCCAGAAUCAUGAGGGCGAACUGAAGGAUGGGGAUGUGCCGGAGGAGUACGAGAAGACCGAUCGCGCGGCUAGGGACCUGUUGAAGAGACUGGCGAAUAGUGAGCCCUACUACAAGCGACGAAAAGGGGAUGAUGGCGAGAGUUCGAGUGCCGGCUCUGGAGAGCAGAAAAGACUUACAGGCGGUCCGGGACCGGUGAGAAAUCAGCGAGGAGGCGGUGCUGGCGGAGGAGGAGGAGGAGGAGGCGGUAGAGGCGGUGCAGGUGGACGUGGUGGUGCGAGAGGUGGUAGGGGAGGAGGAAGAGGCGGGAGAUUCCCGAAUGCCAAUCAACUUCCGCCUGGACCUGGGGAUAUUGCACCACCUGAAGACCAGAGCAUCACAUCAUUGUUCCUCAUGGGAGUGGAAGAUGAUCUUGCCGAACACCACAUCCGCACCUUCUUCUCCGCUUUCGGUCAGAUCAAAAGCAUCGUCUGUGUUCACCGUUCGCGAUGUGCAUUCGUCAACUUCGGUAGCCGCACCGGUGCCGAGGCUGCGGCGGAAUCGUGUCAAGGCAAAGCCGUCAUUGGUGGUUGUCCGCUCAGGAUUCAAUGGGGAAAGCCAAGACCGCUGGGCAACAUCGACCGUUCGCAGGCGGCAAGUAUUGGCAGGUCCUCAGGCAAUAAUGCGGCGCCGGUCGAGCGGGAGGCCGGGGAGAAGCCCCAGGAGAGACGCGUUCAAUCAUUGAAUUUUGUCAUUGCGAAGCCGCCAGGCGAGGAAGAUGAUGCCAAGUACCCGAGUCAAAUCAAUGCCUAGGGCGGGCGUUGAGAAGAGUUUACUAUGCUGUUAUAUUGUAUCGCGAUGUUUCAUGCCUGCCUGUUUGGUCUUUCAUACGAUAAUGCUUUGGUCCGGUACAUGCUUAGGUAGGGCGUUGGGGAAUCGAUGCAUUGUCAUUUAGCCAUAAUAGAUGUAGGAUACUGAUGGAUUCAUGCAAUGAAGGCUGCGCUUGAUGAUA